This is a messenger RNA of Fusarium falciforme, 1923 nucleotides long. RefSeq names its product PX domain-containing protein. Bases 1 to 1923 code for a protein of 640 amino acids. Lineage: Eukaryota; Fungi; Ascomycota; Sordariomycetes; Hypocreales; Nectriaceae. The transcript has 3 exons. The record is from RefSeq and is a predicted model, not a curated record. Gene Ontology annotation, molecular function: phosphatidylinositol binding.
AUGGCGGCGACACCUGAAGGCUUCCAUUCCACACCUCAAAACGACGAAGACGAAGAGGAAACUGUGAUGCACCGUUUAGUGCACAAAUGUGAACAGCGACUUAAGAGUCUCUCGCAUUCCGUGCAAAACUCAACAUCAGUGCGACAGGCCUUUGACAAUGUUGACAACUCAAGAGGGCGUUUCUCUGUGUGGGCAAAGAAUAUAGGGGCACACAAAGCCUCCAAGUCCACGAGCUCCCUAGAGUACCGGCUACGGGAUGGGGUGCAUAUGCGAAGCAGUAUCAUGCGUGCCUUGGUGGACAUCAAGGAAGCAUCAUGCUGGGCAAAGGAUAUAGCUGCGGGCGAACGUCCCGAUCGUACCAGUGAGCCGCUUGAAGCUUUCAAGGACGCUGAUAGAGACGACGAUUUCGUUGCAACCACCGAAUUCAGCGAGCUUCUGUCCAUCAUCCAAGCUUCGGUCGAUCGAUUAUUCCGACUUUCUAUGUUGAUUCGCCGCAAGCGUCCUCGGGGACGCGAGCCUACGGAAAUGGGGGCACAUGCUGUAGAUGCGACUAUGGACAUCCGACAUAUCAAGGACAAGUUUCCCAAAGUAAAGGCGGAAGAAUGGCUUGCUGUGCGCCUCGGCACCGCCAUAGCCAAACGAAGGGCAUUCAUCUCUUAUCGACAGCUGCACCAUCAGCGUUUGGCAAAGCAACAUAGAGACUCGACAGAGGAAGGCGCUGCUGGAUCGAAAACAGCACCAUCUACGAUAGCUACUACAUACGAAGAGGGUUCUCUCGAUAUUGAGCAGCAAGCGGCUAGUCUAGCCAGACUCAGCAUCGUCACUGGAAGCACAUCCUUUGCAACAGCUUUCGGGGGCGAUGAGAAUGGAGAUCUUUGUGUACCAGCUCUGAACCGACUGAAAUUUCACGGCAUCCAACUUGGGUAUGACAGCGCCUUUGAGUGCCCUUUCUGUAGGACUAUCCAGGUGGUAUCGUCUGAGCAUGAGUGGAGGAGACACAUCUUUUCCGACCUCCAGCCCUACGUCUGCACUUUUCAGAACUGCUCAUCAGAUUCUUUCUCUAGUAGACACGAGUGGUUCAACCACGAACUCGACUCUCAUAGAAAGCAGUGGCACUGUACCAAAUGCCACCACAUCAAUUUCACUUCAGCCUCCCAACUUCGAAGUCACUUCGACUCGACACAUCAAGGAUCGUUCACCGACGCCCAGUGGCCUUUGAUAUUGAAAGCCUGUAAGCGGACCUUGACGGCAUUCGGGCCCUCUUCAUGCCCCCUCUGUUUCACCUGGGCCCCCCCAAGAAGCGAGGCCUACAACGCCAAAGAGUUUUGCCGUCAUCUUGGGUCUCACCUUCAACAACUAGCUCUGACAGCGUUGCCAAUCGCGAUAGAAGGGUUGGUUAUUCUUGAAGAUGAGGGCCAUGAUACAAUCCCGGAUGCUUCAGACGACAAUGAGCAGGGUGCAGGAGAAGCCGUUGGUCCCGAUAUGUCAGCAGAGCCUCCAGAACGAGACAUACAACGCACACACGUCAAACUCGUUAAUAUCUCCGAGAAAGACAAAUAUUUGGUUUAUGUGGUAUUCAGCGAUGGGAAUGGGUGGGAGCUGAAAAGAGAGUAUCAAGAGUUUUACGACCUUCAAGCCAAACUCCUGGAACGGUUUCCUUACCAGCAGCACAGCUUCACUCCUCACGAGCAUAGCUUCCCUCCUUACGAGCAUAGUUCCACUCGGAAGUUACCAAAUCUCCCACUUCUACCUAGCCCCAUUAAUCACGUCACACUAGCCCUCACGGAAAGACAAGUGUCCAACAUCGACACGUACCUUACGUGCUUGGUCAACCUGCCCACUGACAUGUCCAGGUCGGAUCCAAUGUUGGAGUUCUUCAAACCACGAGAGGGGGACCGAAACCUUCCUGCCAACGAGUGGUGA